Molecule: messenger RNA, 2363 nt
Organism: Myzus persicae (green peach aphid)
Lineage: Eukaryota; Metazoa; Arthropoda; Insecta; Hemiptera; Aphididae
Gene: NKAIN
Product: sodium/potassium-transporting ATPase subunit beta-1-interacting protein
Exons: 8
Coding region: 764-1888 (374 amino acids)
Biological process (GO): regulation of sodium ion transport
Source: RefSeq, a predicted model, not a curated record
GUACAUCACUAGAUAGCAUCACAGUCGCAAACGUACGUAACCGUACAACUUUGUGACCGGUGUCCCACCCUCCUCCUGCCAUAAGAGUCCAGUCCUAUGUAGUAGUUCGUGCUUAAAACCACCAGGGUCUCGUCGACGGGGGCAGGUAAUCAACAACAACAAAACAAAACAAACAAGUGUACCGAGCGGUAGACGGUUGUAGUGUGUACCAACUACAACGACAAGUUGCUAGGUGCUGUAUUCAGUAUUGAGCAAUGUAAUCGCGUCCUGUAAAUAAUAAUGCACCUGCCACCUGUCUUAUCCUGUCCACUAUUGGAGUGGUUCAUGCAGUUCCCCUCUCUCCGUUCUCUGUAGCCUGUUCGUUAUUUUUUAUACCGUGAGAUUCGUCCGACUCACACAGUCACACUCGAUACAGCUAACACUCCGGUGAAUCGUAAUACGUAGUACAUUCGGUUAGGUUUUAUUAUUAUCAUUGUCGUCGUCGUCGUUCGUUCGAUCGAUACAUAUUAUACUCGUAUGGACCAGAGUCCAGACGGACGUCGGGCUCGACCGUGGCACUGUGACUUUUUGGCAUUGUCUAUCCAAACGUGAUAUUCGUCCACACGAUGAGUCGUUGUUAUCUAACCGGAAGUGCGAUUGACCAACAAUGGAACGCUUAGCUGGUCGCGAAGAUGCUGCUAAAGAUGACGGCUGCCCGCCACAACGGGAAAUCGAUUGUAAACCGUAGUAAUUGCCCUUAGCCCCGAACGCGUACAUUGAUUUCAUGGAAUUUUGCAAAUAUUUGUUGCUCACCAUUUUCCUGUUUCAAAUGGUUUCGGUUGGAGCAAGACAAGCAUUUGACUUUCUCGGAUUUAUGUGGGGAUCAGUAUUGGCAAACUUUUUUGAACUUUUGUUUAUUAUUUUUGGAAUAUUUGGUGUUGUGCAGUCAGAUGUGUUAUACUUAUUAUCAUAUUCAGCAUGGAGUAUUGUUUGGUGUAUUUGGAAUAUAUUUGUAGUUUUAUAUUAUUUGGAAUUUUCAAUUUUUAGUGAUAGUUUUGAUGUGAUGAGUCUUGGUGCAGAUAGUGUUAGUUGGUGGGAAUCUAAUGGUCCUGGUUGCAGAGUAUUCUUUUAUCCAAAUCACACUGGCAUUGAGGAAGAUGCUAUUAAACCAGUUAGACCAGAUUUGAUCACUGGAUGUGUUAUGGAUUAUCAAAAAAUUGAAACUGCUCAAGCUUCCUUACAAAUACUUUUUGCUGUUUUUGGUAUUAUCUGCAGCUUGUAUGUAUCGUGUUGUUCAAAAUCUAGAGAUGAAGGAAUUUACUACAAGAGUAAGCAACCAAAAACUGUUACACCAAUAUAUUCUAUUGAAUAUAGUUCACGCCGAGGAGAUGAAAUUGAAGAAAUAAGCACUAUCAGUGGCAGUGAAGAUGGUGAUUUGGAUGCACAAAGUUCUCAUAGUAAACCUAUGACUCCUAGACGAGUAAAACGAAGAAGUGUAACAUCAAGGGGUACACUACCUCCUCCACAUCAAGCUCCACCGCCAUAUCUUAGACGUCAAUCUAGCUCUCAAUAUUCUAGUCGAAAACAUAAAAAUCCUGUUUCUAGACUUAUCCAACAACAGUAUUCAAAUAACGGUUUGAACGAUUCUUCGACAUCAAAUGAUUCAAGCCAUCCAUUGUUCCCAGAAUGUCGAGUUGAACUAAGACAUGUUAACAGAGGCAUUGUGAAUCCUGCCUUAGAUACAGAAUCUGAACGUCCAACAUCAGCACGUUCAACAUAUUCAAAUUUCCAUGGAGCCCGAGGACGGCCCAGACAAGUUAGCACUCAUUCUACUUUUUUUGCCCCUUCAGAACAACCUCCGCCGGCUUAUCGGAGCAAUGCUUCUGUUAAUUCUGAAACUGUUAUAUGAUUUAGAACAAAUGCAGAAAAUGUAGUUCAAAGUAGAUACAAUUUUAAGAUCUCAUUUUUAUUUUAAUAAUGUUACUACUUAAUGUAACUAGAAAAAUGGUAGCAUUUUGUUGUUCUACCUUCAUUAUUUAAAGUGUAAUUAUUAGUUUUCUUAUUUGCAUUCAAUGAUUUUUAAAAUGAGGCUUGCAUGAAAGGACACUCUUAUUCCUACUAUUUCACCCAAAGAUAAUUGAAGCAUAAUUAAUUAAAGCAAUAUAAUUGGAUUAUUCAACAUAUAUCAAGUUUAUGCAGUCAUUGUUUUAAAUAUCAUAUACACCUCAUAGAAAAAAAAUUAUAUUGUUACUUAUUACUAAGUAUUAAAAUAAUUAACUCAAUUAAAUGUGCUGUUCAAAAAUGAAAUAACAAAUUUUUUAGAGGUAGGUAAAAUAAAUGCGUUUAGUUUGUAGGUAACACAUCAAACUAUUACUGAAAAAUCG